This is a messenger RNA of Solea senegalensis (Senegalese sole), 3066 nucleotides long. RefSeq names its product RAB11a, member RAS oncogene family, like (gene rab11al). The transcript is spliced from 5 exons. The record is from RefSeq and is a predicted model, not a curated record. Bases 300 to 950 code for a protein of 216 amino acids. Gene Ontology annotation, molecular function: GTP binding; GTPase activity. NCBI's taxonomy places the organism in Eukaryota, Metazoa, Chordata, Actinopteri, Pleuronectiformes, Soleidae. Gene Ontology annotation, cellular component: postsynaptic recycling endosome; transport vesicle; axon. Gene Ontology annotation, biological process: melanosome transport; neurotransmitter receptor transport, endosome to postsynaptic membrane; exocytosis.
GGCGUGACGUCGCAGCCUCGGAAACGACAAGUGACAGACAGUGAAGACGACGAGGCGAAAGUUUCCGCAGCUGCUGGUUUGCGUUGGUCGCGUUGGUCGCGUUUGUCGUGUUUGUCGUGUUUGUCGUGUUUAUGCCCCGUCACUGCAGCACUAUCACCGGCUUCCGUCCUGACAGCGAGUCCGCGGUGUUGUGCUGUGAACUAGCGGCUCGAGCGUGUGUCGUGUGAGGCUGAAGUCCGCGUCGCAGCUGACAAGCACCAGAAGUUUGAUCCCACCUCGAGGAGAGGAGACGAGGAACUAUGACCAACAGAGAAGACGAGUACGACUAUCUCUUCAAAGUGGUGCUGAUUGGUGAUUCAGGUGUAGGGAAGAGUAACCUCCUGUCACGCUUCACCCGCAAUGAGUUCAACCUGGAGAGCAAGAGCACCAUCGGAGUGGAGUUUGCCACGCGCAGCAUCCAGGUAGAGGGCAAGACCAUCAAGGCUCAGAUCUGGGACACAGCCGGACAGGAGCGAUACCGUGCUAUCACUUCUGCGUACUACCGCGGUGCAGUUGGAGCUCUCUUGGUUUAUGACAUCGCCAAGCACCUGACCUAUGAGAAUGCUGAGCGCUGGCUGAAGGAGCUGCAGGACCACGCAGACAGCAACAUUGUCAUCAUGCUCGUCGGGAACAAAAGUGAUCUACGCCACCUGAGGGCGGUGCCUACAGACGAGGCCAAGGCCUUUUCAGAGAAGCAUGGCUUGUCUUUCCUGGAGACGUCAGCGUUGGACUCUUCCAACGUGGAACUGGCUUUCCAAACGAUCCUCACAGCCAUCUACAACAUCGUGUCACAGAGGCAGAUGUCCGGGCGGAGCGACUCGGACUUCUCACCCGCCUCCAACGUGGUGCCCAUCACGGUCGAGCCCACCCAGACCUCACCCGGCAAGGGCGUGUGCUGCCAGUCCAACUGAGGCCGAGUCGCUGGGCCAGCCUCCUUCACCCUCCAGGCACACGGAGGACACGGCCAGACAGACAGAUGGACAGACAGGUUGACAUAACCAUUUCACUGAAGGGGGGGGGACACUUGUCUUGUAACCAGGUUGAUUUGUCUGCCGUCUGAUAAAGAGAAGGAGGGAGAUGAUUGUGUGGUGAGGGCCGUAGACGCAACAUCACAAUUGUUUUACAAUCUAAUGACAUUUACCACUUUUUAAAAUCACCUUUUUUUUUUUUGUAUCUCAUCGCCACAUUUUUUUUUUUUUUUUAUCUUUGCAAAGCGUUCCUGUUCAGGAGAGAGCUCUGCUGCUACUGUUACUCCCUGUGUUUCUGAAAAUGUAGUAAUAUUUAGAUUAAUUUCCCUUAUGAUAUUUAUUGAACACUAGAUUAUGGUCUUGUUUGGCCAAAAGGGUUUGUAAUUUUACACUCUUCCUCUCAUUUUCCUGCAUUUCCUUUCAUAGCAAAGUUAGCUCUCAGAGUUGUUUUAGUCUCUCUCUCUUUGGCAGGUUAAUGAUUACAGGUGGUUGCUUUAAGCCGGUGUUUCCCACGGUCGUGCGUGUUUUACACGUUUCCCGCUCUCUUCUGCGUCUGCAGAGCUCGGCGAUGAUCAGCUGUGAUGCAGCAGGGAAACUGCUGCAUCCAUUCUUUCUUAGAGAGAAACAGCAGAGAAACAGCCUGUGUGCAGCUUUAUAUCCACAUACUGUACGGCGAUGAUCAGCUGUGAUGCAGCAGGGAAACGUCUGAAACACGCACGGCUCUGGCUCCUGAGAAACACGGCUUUCAGUCACAGUGAGACAGUAACAGUGACACAGACACAGUAACAGUGAGACAGACAGUGACAGUGAGACAGUGACAGUGACACAGUAACAGUCAGCUUCUUAUCUUUGAGUUGUAUUUUCCUGCUGUGGACACCACACGUGAGUCAUGCUCUCACUAUUAACUCCAAAUGAGCAGCUGUGUUUUAAAGUGAUAGUUCAGGUGAGUUAGAAGUGUGGACGUCUGUGCGCACUAAUAACAUGUGACUUCUCUAAAGACUUGUGAUAUUGAGUGAUAUUUUAGGAGCAGAUGAGCUGCUUCAUCUCAGUGUUACCUCUUACACCAAAGUCCAGAUAAAAGUAGCUUUUUAGCUUUUAAAUGUGAUGGAAGGAUUUCACAGCGAAACACAUUUGUACUUGAUGAUGGAGGCAACUCCUGUGACGUCUCCGUGGACGUUGGUGUAAGCAGAGAACAAGGUUUUAGUAACACAGCGUGUGACUUCAUCACGUCAGCCUUUUGUGAAGUGGCUGAAAUAGUGCGUGUCCCUGCUGGCAGCCAUGUUUGGACAGUGAGUAAGCGUCAGUGUCUCCAGCUGCUGCUCAGUCCCUCAGACUUGACACUUGAAAAAACCUGAACUAGCCCUUUAACAGUGUCCCACGGUGGCCAUGUCUUUGGUGACGACAUUUUCAUCCUCAUGUUUCUGCUCUUCUGUGGGAGAGAUUAGGAAUAUUGGACUGUACAAUCUCAUGCUGCCACUGCUGAAAGCAGGGAUGAUGGACUGGAUGGAUGGAUGGAUGGAUGAAUGAAUGAAUGAAUGAAUGAAUGGAUGGAUGGAUGGGUAAUGUUUCAGGGGAUGAUGAGGUAGUGAGGGCACUCAGCCGUGCUCCUGUGAUCUCCGCUGUAGCACAGAGGGCUUGUUUUACUGUAAGUGAAAUCCUCCAGUGUCUUCUCUCCGUCUCUGUCUCCACUGUAACUGGACCAGGACACCACUGCCUUCUGGGAUGUCCCUGAGGUCUGCCCUCGCGCUCACUCGUCUUUAUUUCCUGUAGGGAGAGGGAAGGGGGAGGGACCUGUACUCAGGGGCCAGGAUUUGGGUUCUUUUUUAAUUGCUAAUAGUUUAAUAGAUUAAGAAAAAGAGAGACGUGUGUGGGAGGGGCUUCAUUAAAUAAAUCCAAAGGUUGCACACACACACACACACACACACACAGAUGAACGCUGACUUCUGUUGACUUCACAGGUCUUGAACUGGGUGGCAUAGGUCAGGGCUUUUUUUAACCUUUAUUCUAAUGUAUGUAUAUUUGGAAUACAUAUGUAUUAAAUAAAUCUCAUUUGCUAUAA